This is a messenger RNA of Panicum virgatum (switchgrass), 516 nucleotides long. RefSeq lists its product as uncharacterized. Bases 1 to 516 code for a protein of 171 amino acids. The record is from RefSeq and is a predicted model, not a curated record. The transcript has 2 exons. NCBI's taxonomy places the organism in Eukaryota, Viridiplantae, Streptophyta, Magnoliopsida, Poales, Poaceae.
AUGGCUGAUUGCAAGCUGUGUUCUACCCCGGUUGAUACAAAUCCCAAGGUGGCCGCAGCUGAUGGUGCUCCUGUUGACGAUGCUUCUGAUUUCCGCCGUCUUGGUGGAGCCUUACAUCAAGAUAUUGCCUAUGAUGUUCAGCAGGUCUGCCUCCACAUGCAUGAUCCACGAGCACCUCACCUGGCGGCUUUGAAGCGCAUUCUUCGCUAUGUCCGUGGCACCCUUCAUCUCGGCCUUCUGCUGCGACCAUAUUUCUUGACUAAUCUUGUGGUGUACACUGAUACUGAUUGGGCUGGUUGUCCAGUUACGCGCAAGUCCACCUCAGGCUAUGCUAUGUUUCUCGGUGACAACCUCAUCUCCUGGUCCUCCAAGCGUCAGAACACUAUCUCCAGAUCCAGAGCCGAGGCUAAGUAUCGCGCCAUGGCCAACGGUUUUGCUUUGGCUACGUGGUUGCGUCAGUUGCUGCACGAGCUCCACUCCCUUCUUCAGUAUUCACGGAGUUCAGGACCAAUCUGA